Acanthaster planci (crown-of-thorns starfish) is the source of this 1260-nucleotide messenger RNA. RefSeq lists its product as uncharacterized. Lineage: Eukaryota; Metazoa; Echinodermata; Asteroidea; Valvatida; Acanthasteridae. The record is from RefSeq and is a predicted model, not a curated record.
CAAAAGACAUCGAGCCGGAGCAGUCAUUGUCAGACUUAAGACUAAAUCAGUGCCGAAAGCUGCCUUGAUAACAUCCUAGAGGACAAUGUCGACUGGAGACACCAAACCCGCUCGGGUCAUGCUAUGGACAUGUCCCCGUAGUCUCUCCACGGCAUUCACCCGAUCCAUCCUAGAGCUUGAUGACGUCGAAGUCUUCAACGAGGAGUUCACCGCGGCCUUCUUCUUCGGCCCGGAUCGGACCCGGGAUCGAGGAAUCUACCUGGCCCCUAAUCACUCCUACAAGUGGGUGAAACAACGGUUAGAGGCCGACUAUCCGGGUAGAGCGGGCGUUUUCGCCAAGGACUUCACCUAUCCGCUCGUCGGGCGCUACCAUUUGAUCCCCGAGGGAUUCUGCCACACGUUCCUAGUGCGCAGCCCGACCAAGGUGUUCGCCUCGCUGAAGCCUCGGCUGGAGUCAUCGAAAAUCAGCGCGGCCAUGUCCGGGACGGACAUCCGAAGCGUCAUGACCGAGGGAUACACCUACAAGGAAUUGCGAGACCUUUACGAUCACGUCACGGGGCUGGGGUUGCCGACGUUUGUGAUGGAUGCCGACGACCUGCUGGACGAUCCAGUGGAGAUGAUGAGGCAGUACUGCCGGUUCACAGCGCUGCCCUUCAAGGAGACCAUGGUGAAAUGGGAACCGGCCCGGUGCGGCGACCUGAGGUGGCACUGCUGCAGGGCGCUGCGGCUCACGAACUGGAUGAUGCAGUGGUAUGAGGGAGCCCUCAAGAGUUCUGGAUUCAAAAAGCCCGCCCCUCGCCACAUUGACGUUGAGUCCCUCCCACAGGAUGUCCGAUUGGCCAUUGAAGUGAGCCAGCCACACUAUGACCACAUGUACGCGAGGAGGGUUAUUCUCAACUCUAAAGCUAAUUGUGAUUGAAUAAGUAUAGCUGUUUUCUGUUAGGUACUAAAUAAGGGUGCUGGGAAAGUACAUUUAGAAAAAAAAUAUAUUGCGUGAGAAUAGUGAAGAUGGCAGUGCACACUAAUUUCAUUGUUUUGGUACAAAUUUCGGUCAAUAAGAUUUUUCAUUAUGUAAACUGAACUUACUGUAUGGUGAACGAUUUCACAACGAUAACAAUUUCAACAUGUCUGUUUUCUAACUCCAUUCUGAAUGUUGGCUUUAAAAAUUAUCUAAAGCCAUUCUGGUGUAGCUCUUGAAACCUGUUCUUCUGAAAUGUAGAAACUCAAGAUACAAGUACAGAUAAAAAAGUACAAACUGAC